AUGGAGAACUGGACAGAGGUGCCUGAAUUCAUUCUCCUAGGCCUAACAAAUGACCACAGUCAGCAACGCAUUCUCUUCACAGUUUUCCUACUGAUGUACCAGGCCUGCUUGCUGGGAAAUGGGGCCAUCUUGAUAGUUGCCCUCAUUGAGCCACGGCUCCACACUCCCAUGUAUUUUUUCCUAGGGCAUCUAUCAUUUUUGGAUAUAUGUUGCUCCACAGUGACUGUGCCAAAAAUGUUGAAUGGGUUUGUAACAGGGCAACAAACAAUUUCCUUUAUUGGCUGCCUCACUCAGCUUCAUUUCUUUCACUUCUUAGGUAGCAGUGAGGGUAUGCUACUGGGUGUCAUGGCAUUUGACCGUUAUGUAGCUAUCUGUAAUCCUUUGCGUUAUACCAUUAUCAUGAACAAAUGGACUUGUGUUAUGCUAGCUGGGGCCACUUGGGCCACUGGCUUCUUUCAUGCCCUGAUGCACACAAUUGUGACUUCUCAGCUAUGGUUUUGUGGCCCUAAUGUUAUCCAGCACUUUUUUUGUGACAUCAAACCUCUCCUCAUGUUGGCUUGCAGCAGCACACUCCUAAACCUCACACUUCUUAAUGUUGUCACUAGUGGUAUUGCUCUGGCUUCCUUCUUCCUUACUCUCUUGUCCUACCUUUACAUUAUCUCAUUCCUCUUUUUUAAAACUGGGUCAUGGCAAAUCCGUUGGAAAGCUUUCUCCACCUGUGCUUCCCACCUGACAGUUGUGGCUCUUCUGUACAUCCCUGUUAUUUUCAACUACAUGCUUAGAUCUGCUGCUGAAUCUUCUGAAAGGGAGAUGAGCAUCACUCUAUUGUAUAGUGUUUUCACUCCAGUUUUAAACCCGUUGAUCUACACUUUGAGGAAUCAAGAGGUCAAAUCUGCUCUAAGGAAGAUCCUAUGCAGGAAAGCUCCUUCUGGAGGGACAUAA
This is a messenger RNA of Python bivittatus (Burmese python), 942 nucleotides long. Its product is annotated as olfactory receptor 12D1-like. Lineage: Eukaryota; Metazoa; Chordata; Lepidosauria; Squamata; Pythonidae. The record is from RefSeq and is a predicted model, not a curated record. Gene Ontology annotation, biological process: G protein-coupled receptor signaling pathway. Gene Ontology annotation, cellular component: membrane. Gene Ontology annotation, molecular function: G protein-coupled receptor activity; olfactory receptor activity.